AGCUGUUCUAUCCCUCUGUCCCCUCCCCCAGCCUCACCCCUACCUCCCAGCCAUCUCCAUCCCUCUGUUAUCAUCCCCAGCCCAUCCCCACUCCUUAGUCAUCCCCGUCACCAACCCCAUCCCCACCUCCUAGCCACCCACAUCCCUGUUACUGUCCCCAUCCUCACCAGCUGUUCCAUCCCUCUGUGCCCAACCCCAGCUUCAUCCCCACCUCCCAGCCAUCCCAUCCCUGUUAUUGUCCCCAUUCCUGUCCCCACCUUCCAGCAUCCCCAUCCUCCUGUCUCCACCCUGUCUCCCUGUCCUCAUCUCCUGUCUCCAUCCCUGUCUCCCUGUCCUCAUCCCCACCUCCCUGUCACUGUCCCCAUCCCCUCCCCAGCCAUCUCUGUCCCCAUGUCACCAACCCCAUCUCUCAGACAUCCUCAUCUCCCUGUGACUAUCCCCAUCUCCCAGCCAUCUCGUCCCCACCUCUCAGCUACCCCCAUCUCUCAGCCAUAACAAUUACUGCCUCCACUUUCCCAGUGUCCCCAUCUUCGUCUCCACAUCCCAAUCAUCUCCCUAUCACCACCACCAUCCCCGCUUCCCACCCAUCCCUGUAUUGCCACUGUUUUUUUCCCCUCAUCCCAGCCAUCCCUGUGUUGCCACUGUCUAUGCAUCUCGCUGUCCCUGCAUGACCACCACCAUCAUCGACACAUCCCAACCAACCCCUCAUCAUCACCUCUUCCAACCUCACUUGCUGGAUCACACCGUCCUCUUCCCCGUGUCCCAGCCAUCUCCUAUCUCCUAUUGCCAUUGCUCCCAUGUCACCACCAUCCUCAUCCCUGUAUCAUCUCUGCCUCCAUCCCCAAUGUCCCAGCUGCCCCUGAGCUCACAUUGCCACGGCUCCUGCAUCCCAUGUUCUCACCCCUGCAUCACCUCCAUUUCUGUACCCACAUCCCAACGAUCCUCAUGCCAUCUCUAAUCCCACAGCCCUGUGUCACUGUUGGCUCUGUAACCAUGUCCCAGGCAUUUAAAAAACCUGGUUGACUACAUGGCUUGGGAGAUUGGUAAUGGUCUAUGGGGCCUUGUACUUCUAGGUCACUGGUUAAAAGCCUGUCUGCUGACAAAGUUGAAAGGCUAUUUGGUGGCCUGUGUGGAAUGACUUUGGUGGAUCUCAAUCAGUGGAUAGGUGCCCAUGUGACAAAAACAACCAUCACAAGUGACACUAAUUGGCAUCCUUGUUGCAGUCACAGCAGAAAGGCCUUGCAAGGACUGAAUGGGCUGUGGAGAUUGAACUCCCUUUCUUAUCCAUAGCUGUGAACCUUCUGUCAAUGGUGUCCCCACAAGCCAUUAUCUGUAUUAGUUGUUACAAUGAGUGCAAAAGAAAGUAAAGUACAUGCAUUUGUGCGAGUCAAGCCAACAGCUAAUUUUCCUCAAGACAUGAUCAAGUAUGGGCCAGACAAUAAGAGCAUAGAUAUUUACAUCAGGAGGGAUGUUAAGAAAGGAGUCGUCAAUAACAAGCAGACUGAUUGGUCCUUUAAACUGGAUGGUGUUCUUCACAAUGCCUCCCAGGAUUCGGUUUAUGAUGCAGUAGCUAGGGACUUGGUAUCCCAAGCUCUGGAUGGCUAUAAUGGCACUAUAAUGUGCUAUGGGCAAACAGGAGCUGGUAAAACAUACACCAUGACAGGAGCAACCGAAAACUACAAGCAUAGAGGAAUCAUACCCCGAGCUAUACAGCAGGUGUUCAGGGCAGUUGAAGAACACAUCGAUCAGUCCAUCACUGUCCGAAUAUCCUACCUGGAAAUCUACAACGAGACUCUCUUCGACCUUCUCUCCACUAUGCCUCAUGACAUGUCCGGUGACACUCACAUGGCUGUCGUGGAGUACCCACAGGGUGUCUUUGUGAAGGGCUUAUCUAUGCAUCCAGCCAGCCACGAGGAAGAUGCUUUAAAUCUCCUGUUUGAGGGUGAGACCAACAGAAUAAUAGGUGAACAUACUCUGAAUAAAAAUUCAUCCAGGUCCCAUUGCAUAUUCACUAUCUAUAUUGAGUCUCAUUCCAGAAUUUUGUCAGAUGCCAAAUACACUGCUUCAAAAAUUAACCUAGUGGAUCUGGCAGGUUCAGAAAGACUGGGGAAGACUGGGUCCGAGGGGCAGGUUCUGAAAGAAGCCACAUAUAUCAACAAAUCUUUGUCAUUCCUUGAGCAAGCCAUCAUUGCACUGGCUGAUCGUAAGAGGGACCACGUCCCCUUCCGGCAGAGCAAGCUCACCCAUGCCCUUAAGGAUUCAUUAGGGGGAAACUGCAAUACAGUCCUGGUGGCAAAUAUCUAUGGUGAAGCUGUUCAGAUAGAGGAGACUCUGUCUUCUCUCCGUUUUGCUACCAGAAUGAAAUGGGUCACAACGGAGCCAGCCAUCAAUGAGAAAUACGACCCAGAGCGGAUGGUCAAGAAUCUGGAGAAGGAGAUUGUUCUUCUGAAGCAGGAACUAGCCAUGCAUGACAGCUUGGUCAACCGUUCUCUGGUGAAUUAUGACCCUCUGAAUGAAAUCCAGAUAGCAGAGAUUAACUCUCAAGUCCGCAGGUACCUAGAAGGAGCCACGGAUGAUAUUGAUAUAAUGAACAUCAGGCAAAUCCAAGAGGUAUUUAACCAGUUCAAAGUGAUUCUAAGCCAACAGGAGCAGGAAGUGGAAGCCAGACUACGAAACAAAUACACCCUGAUAGACAAAGGUGACUUUGCAGCCAUUACUGCUGCUCAGAAGGCAGGCCUGGUUGAUGCAGAGGGCCAUCUAGUGGGGGAAGUGGACGGACAGGGCUUCGGGAUUGGAGUUGCUCCUUUAUCCAAACCCGGCGGGAAGAAAGUUAAAGCCAAGAAAGCCAAAGAGCAGCUUAGCCCCAUUACCAGGAAGGAAGGAUUAGGAAGCCCUGUUUUGGGGAAAGAUCUGGAUUCUGUUUCCCCAUCAAGGAGUCAGCUGGUAACUUCCGCAAAGGAUUUGGAUGUGAAGGAGGGACUAAUACGGGAGCAGGAUGCAGCUAGUAUUGAAACACAUCGCUCGGAGUCAGUGCCCAAGGAGGAGUCCCACCGACCGAGUUCCCCUCCCGCUAAGCUGGUGGCAUUUGAGGAGUUUAAAAACGAGCGAGGAAGUGAGAUCAACCGGAUCUUUAAGGAGAACAAAGCCAUCCUCAGCGACAGGAAGAAGAAAGCGAGCGAGAUCACCCACAGACUCAACCUAAUAAAACAGGAGAUGGACAUCACCAAACAGGCCCUCGGGGCCCAGAAGAAGGAGAGGGAGGAGCAGGGCGAGUAUGUGAAUGAGGAAGGACAGAUCAUAAUUGACGAGGAGGAAUUUUUACUGGUCAUGAAACUUAAGGAUCUGAAGAAACAGUACAGGUGUGAUUUUGAUGAACUGCGGGACCUGAAAGCAGAAGUCCAAUACUGUCAGCAUCUGGUGGAUCAGUGCCGCAACAGACUAAUCUCAGAAUUUGAAAUCUGGUACAAUGAGUCCUUCCUUAUCCCUGAGGAUGUGCAGGAAGCGAUAAAGCCUGGAGGCAACAUCAGACCUGGAAUGAUUCCCAUGAACAGAGUCCUGUGUCUGGUGAGUUGUGCUGGGGAGUCCGGCUGCCCUCCCUGCUUGACAGCGGAUGAAGAUGAGCAGGAGCGGUUUGACCGGCUGCAGGGGGAAGUGCUGCCAGCCUGUCCCGAUUCCACCUCUUUCUACAAUGCCAAAAUGAAGACUGAUCAGAAGCACAAGUAUUUUAGAGCCAUGGCCGCCCUCCAGCAAAUGCACAAGAAACCUGGACUCAUCACAGCUACGGUGAAGAACAAACCCCCGGCGGCGCUCCAUGUCAUAUAGCAGGGGCAGGACAGAGCCAUUUGCCUUGUGUUCUAUACAAGGAAAUGAACAAAUUGACCUCAGAAAACUGUCAGCAUUGAUUUCCACGAGAGACUUCUCAGAAAAUAAAACUGGGCUAGUGACAAA
This is a messenger RNA of Chrysemys picta bellii (western painted turtle), 3948 nucleotides long. It is a transcript of the gene KIF9, whose product is annotated as kinesin family member 9. Gene Ontology annotation, biological process: microtubule-based movement; mitotic cell cycle. NCBI's taxonomy places the organism in Eukaryota, Metazoa, Chordata, Testudines, Emydidae. The record is from RefSeq and is a predicted model, not a curated record. Gene Ontology annotation, cellular component: microtubule. Gene Ontology annotation, molecular function: microtubule motor activity; microtubule binding; ATP binding.